UGGUUCUGCUCGGCGUGCCGGCUUGAGGGAGGUGGAGAAUUGGUGAGUGGGUGUUUUUUUCCCUCGUCCCGGCCCGCCCGAGUCGCGUUUCUGCCUCUUCGAACAAGGCUCCUCUCUGGAAAAGGUCUCCGAGGACCAAGAUGAGCUUGUUUGUGUCAACAUCAGGAUUUGGAACUGGAGGCACCAGUAUGUUUGGUAGCGCUGCUACCGACAACCACAACCCGAUGAAGGAUAUUGAAGUUGCUUCACCACCUGACGACAGUAUAGGUUGUUUGGCUUUCAGCCCACCAACAUUGCCGGGUAAUUUCCUUAUUGCAGGAUCAUGGGCAAAUGAUGUUCGUUGUUGGGAAAUCCAAGAUAAUGGACAGACUAUUCCAAAAGCCCAACAGAUGCAUACAGGACCAGUACUAGAUGUUUGCUGGAGCGAUGAUGGAAGUAAAGUUUUCACAGUGUCCUGUGAUAAAACUGCCAAAAUGUGGGAUCUUAACAGCAAUCAAGCAAUACAAAUUGCACAGCAUGAAGCUCCUGUAAAGACCAUCCAUUGGAUUAAAGCACCAAAUUACAGUUGUGUGAUGACCGGAAGUUGGGAUAAAACAUUAAAGUUUUGGGAUACACGAACCCCCACUCCGAUGAUGACACUGCAGUUGCCUGAGCGAUGCUAUUGUGCUGAUGUGGUAUAUCCCAUGGCUGUUGUUGCUACUGCAGAAAGGGGCUUGAUAGUUUAUCAGUUAGAGAAUCAGCCUUCUGAAUUUAGAAGGAUAGACUCUCCACUUAAACAUCAGCAUCGCUGUGUGGCUAUUUUCAAAGAUAAAGUGAACAAACCAACAGGCUUUGCCCUUGGAAGUAUCGAAGGAAGAGUUGCCAUUCAUUAUAUUAACCCACCAAAUCCUGCCAAAGACAACUUUACCUUCAAAUGCCAUCGAUCCAAUGGUACAAACACAUCUGCACCUCAGGAUAUCUAUGCAGUAAAUGGAAUUGCCUUUCACCCUGCACAUGGCACUCUUGCAACUGUAGGGUCUGAUGGCAGAUUCAGCUUCUGGGAUAAAGAUGCACGGACCAAGCUAAAAACAUCUGAGCAGCUGGACCAGCCAAUAUCUGCUUGCUGCUUCAACCAUAAUGGCAACAUAUUUGCAUAUGCUUCUAGUUACGACUGGUCAAAGGGGCAUGAGUUCUAUAACCCACAAAAGAAAAACUAUAUUUUUCUCCGCAAUGCUGCCGAAGAAUUAAAACCUAGAAAUAAAAAGUAUUAAAUCUUAUGGAAGUCAUUAAGAUUCUAGCAGGUGCCACAAGAACUUCAGCUGAGGAAGGAGCUUCUACCAGGAACUUAACUAACCUUGCCUGUCAGUUGGGCUUCUCCCCUGUGCUUUUAAUGAGGCCAAAAUAACAAAAAGCAAGAAAGAAGUACUCGAUGUCUUUUCCUUUCCCCUAGUUUUAAAAAUGUGGUUUUUAUGGGAACUGCGUUCAUUUUAAGUGUUCUUUCUUCAGUGGCAAUUUGUUCUACCUGUACUUGAAGGCUGCAGUCCUAUAACCUGGGGCUUAAUUUUAGGUAAACGUGCAUAGGGCCAUACUGUGCAUGACAGCAGCACUGCCGCCCUCCUCCAGCAGAACUUGGAACAGAAUUGUGGAAUAUUUUACAGUAAGAAAACCAGUAGCAGCUUAAAAUAUUUUAACUUCUCUCAAAGGCUCACAGCGUAUGAACAGAGGUAAAAUCAUGAACAGAAUAUUCUCCAUUCUUUUGACCAAGGUUGGGAUUCUUACAUUUUUGCCCCAACUGGGUUCUGGUGCCAUCCUUGUAAGUUCUUUAAGAACUUAAUCAUGUUUUUUGUUUGUUCUUGUUUUUGUUUUGUUUUGUUUUGUUUUCACUGAAAAGGUAGGCAACUGUCCUUGGCAGCAAUCUAGCUGCUUCUAUUGAUCUUCAGCACAAAAUGUAGGCAUCUUCAGUGGUCAUUUUAUGACAUGAGUUCUCAAAUUGUGGUCUAGUGAACUCCAUUCAGGAAAUCUAUGGAAAAGUCAAUAAUAAUUUAUGCUUUGGCCCUGAACUCGAUUUAUUUUCUGAGAACAGAAUCAUAGCCUGGUUGAAUUAACCCUUUAACUUCAGGUCCCAGUUUUUCACAAGAUGCUUGUUUCCAACAAUGAUGGUGAUAUUGAAUAAAGCAACAUUUUAUCAAUA
Candoia aspera is the source of this 2170-nucleotide messenger RNA. RefSeq names its product ribonucleic acid export 1 (gene RAE1). Gene Ontology annotation, molecular function: RNA binding; ubiquitin binding. NCBI's taxonomy places the organism in Eukaryota, Metazoa, Chordata, Lepidosauria, Squamata, Candoiidae. The record is from RefSeq and is a predicted model, not a curated record. The transcript has 14 exons. Gene Ontology annotation, cellular component: nuclear pore. Gene Ontology annotation, biological process: transcription-dependent tethering of RNA polymerase II gene DNA at nuclear periphery; RNA export from nucleus. The coding region runs from base 141 to 1250 and encodes 369 amino acids.